Molecule: messenger RNA, 3166 nt
Organism: Polistes canadensis
Lineage: Eukaryota; Metazoa; Arthropoda; Insecta; Hymenoptera; Vespidae
Gene: HisRS
Product: histidine--tRNA ligase, cytoplasmic
Exons: 6
Coding region: 1197-3002 (601 amino acids)
Biological process (GO): mitochondrial translation; histidyl-tRNA aminoacylation
Cellular component (GO): mitochondrion; cytoplasm
Molecular function (GO): histidine-tRNA ligase activity; ATP binding
Source: RefSeq, a predicted model, not a curated record
CUUAUUGUGCGGCAAAGAGAAAGGAUUAAAACUGUUGAUUGUUCUACUUUCACGUGAAGAUUUAAUGAAGCUUAAAACUAUGUUUUGCUGUGAUUUAUGUUUAGUCAUCCGAUACUUUAAUACUUUUCAUCUAAUUUAGGAUAAUCUUAUUGUUUAACUUUUAUAUCGGACUGUACAUGUAAGGUUUUAUCAAGGGGAAAUAACGCUCGACGGGGAAUGUCUUUCCCUUCCUUCAACGACCUCUUUUUUCGAACGACACAAUGGUAUCAAUACUGCUGAUGACUAUUGGCAAGAAAAAAAUACAUUGAAAUGUUAUCUUUGUUAACCGCAAUUUUUACCGCAUUAUUAUUGCAUAUUAUUUUACUUAGAUAAUGUUAUUACAAGCAUAGCUAUUUUCGUGUUUCGUAAGUGGCAACUUUUGAUGAUUUCGAAUACUAUUCAAAAUAACACAUUGAAUUUUUGUUCUUUGACAAUCGUUAGAAGUCAAUAGCAAAUGAUUCAUCUCAUAUAUAUUUUCUACAAAUUAAAUUGAUCUGUUUUUGAAAACUCGUAAAGAAUAAUUUGGCUUGAUAUCUUCAUUGAAAAACACACGUGUAAUAAAAGAAAUAAAAGAGAUAAAGACACGCAAAAGCAUUUGCUAUUGCAACAUCACCGAUAAUAUUAAAAAACGCGCUUAAAUAUCUAUCUUGACUUACCUCCGAGCGUAUCUGCAAGAGAACCUUCUUCAGUCCGGAGUAUACCACGAAACAUAACGGUAAGAAUAGAAAGUAAUUGUUUCAAAUAAUAAGUAAUUGACGAAAGUAAGUGAAUGGUAAAGCAUUUAUAAUGCAAUAGAGUAGAUUGAUCAAGAUCAUACAAUACAUAUAAGUAAUGUGUAUAUACUUGUAAAAUAUCUUUUGUUGCAGCGCCUUGCAAGAGUUUUGAUUAAUGUCAGAUUUAUUAUUAAUAAAAAAUCUAUGAUUAACGAUAUUUGAUUAAAAAUUAUUUUCGAAGAGGAAAAAAGUAAAAGCUUAUAUAUAUAUAUUAAAUAAUAAAAGUUUGUAUGUUAAAAGUGAGACACGUUGAAUGAUAAAGAAAUCAUAUACGUCACGCAUGCGCAAGCGAUUGCAACGUGUGGUGGAAAAAAUUGUCUGACCAAAACUGCUGCCUACCGUCGCCGUUCGAAAAUUAUACUAAAGAGGACCGCAUGGUUCGUGAUGGCCGAUAAAGCGAAAGAGGAUCUGUUGCAACAAGUCAAAGAACAAGGAGAUCUUGUACGAAAAUUAAAAGCUGCUAAACUAAAUAAAACUCAGGGAUCUUCAAAUAUAUUGCCUGAUUUAGAAACCUUAAACAAUGAAUUUGUGGAUAUCAGCUAUGUAUGCGGCUGGAUCCCUUCCUCAAAAGACAAUCAGCUUUUCAAUUUAUGUAAAAGUUAUUCUAAUGAUGAUAUUGCAAUGUGGUCACACUUAAAUCGAUGGUACAUUAAUAUGAAAAGUUUUACCGAAGCUGAACGUUCAAACUUUCCUGCCUCAGAAGCUUCGUUUACUUCUUUGGCAAAGAAACUUGAGAAUAUUGAUGAUAUUUCCUGUUGUAAUAAUAACUUGCUUGUCAAAAAGAUAGCUGAGGAGGUUUCAAAACUUUUGGAUUUAAAAGCUCAAUUAGGAGAGGAAAAUGCUGUUCAACAUAAACUCAUCCUUAAAACACCAAAAGGUACGAGGGACUAUAAUCCUGAACAUAUGUCAUUACGAAUGGGAGUUCUUGAGAAAAUAAUAUCAGUAUUUAAACGUCAUGGUGCUGAAACUAUAGAUACGCCUGUUUUUGAAUUAAAGGACGUUUUAACAGGAAAAUAUGGAGAAGAUUCUAAAUUGAUUUAUGAUUUGAAAGAUCAGGGAGGUGAAAUACUUGCUCUGAGAUAUGAUUUAACAGUACCUUUUGCUAGAUAUUUAGCUAUGGGAAAAAUAUCUAGUAUCAAAAGAUAUCAUAUUGCCAAAGUUUAUAGAAGGGAUAAUCCAGCUACAACGAAAGGACGUUACAGAGAAUUUUAUCAAUGUGAUUUUGAUAUUGCCGGUCAAUAUGAUCCUAUGCUUCCCGAUGCUGAAUGUAUUCGUGUAGUCUCAGAUGCAUUGGAAUCUUUGGACUUAGGAAAAUUUAUAAUUAAAUUAAAUCAUAGAUCAUUACUCGAUGCAAUAUUUGCUACGUGUGGCGUUCCUCAAGAUAAAUUUAGAACCAUCUGUUCUUCGGUUGAUAAGUUAGACAAAACACCUUGGGAAGAAGUAAAGAAAGAAAUGAUAGAAGAAAAAGGACUAGACGAAAAAACUGCUAAUAAAAUUUGGAAUUAUGUAUCUAAGUCUGGAGGUGUUGACUUGAUAGCAGAGUUAAGACAAGAUGAAAAUCUAAUGAAGCAAAAGUCUGCUAUAUUUGGUUUAGAUUCUAUGGAAUUACUAUUAAAGUACUGUACCAUUUAUAAAGUUAUAAACAAGAUAGUUUUUGAUCUAAGUCUUGCCCGAGGACUUGAUUAUUAUACUGGAGUAAUUUAUGAAGCGAUUUUAACUGGAGAUGGCGUUGGUGUUGGCAGCAUAGCUGGAGGCGGUCGUUACGAUAAUUUAGUCGGUAUGUUUGACAGUAAGAAGAAAACUGUGCCUUGCGUAGGUGUAUCGUUAGGUGUCGAACGCAUUUUUAGUGUCUUAGAAGCUAAAAUGGCAAAUGAGGGUGUGAAAAUUCGAACAACAGAAAUAGAAGUGUUUGUAGCUAGUGCUCAGAAAAAUUUACACGAAGAAAGAAUGCGUGUGCUGUCGGAUCUUUGGGAUGCUGGUAUCAAGGCUGAACAAGCAUACAAAAAAAACUCAAAACUUUUAGCACAAUUGCAGCAUUGCGAAGAAUAUGGUAUUCCUUUAGCGAUAAUACUUGGUGAAGGAGAGUUAGCGAGAGGAGAAGUCACCUUAAGAGAAGUUACUACGCGAAAGGAAGUUCCAAUUCCAAGAGAUCAACUUAUCGACGAAAUUCGAAAGCGACUACAAAACUGAAUAUAGCAGGCUAAUUAUUAUUAUUAUUUAUUUUUUUUUCUCUCUUUUAUAGUUAGAUCAACAAUAAAUGUGUACAUUGCAUUUUAACCGAUCAAUGAAUUUUUCUAUCCGAAGUACAUAAAUAAACAUUUGCAUUAUUUACAGUAAUAAGUCACGUAUGUAUU